GGCGAGCGGCGCGUGGCCCGGAGCGAACGCCUCAAAUCGGCGGGCCCGCUCAGCUGAUUGUUUCUUUUGGAGCGAAGAGGGAGCCGGCGCUGCAACCGAGCAGGCGGGCGGGCGAGAAGGGAGGAGAUCGCGAGUCGGCUUUGCCGGGGCAAGUGCUCGAGCCAGGGCUGCCUAGAUGGCUUGCAUGGUGGUGUAAGCGGGCGGCGAAGGGGUUGGGCAGGGCAGGGUGGUCGCCCGCCCCUCCGUCUGCAUUCUCCAGUCUACGUCCUCCAGCCCCACUUUGCGCCGACUUAUUUUGGGGGGCGCCUCCCAAAGGGGGCUGCGAUGGUGUUCGGCGGCCCCGAUCCCGGCCGCCUGCCCCGCUUCUCCUUGGAGCUGGGGCUGAGCUUCCUGCACGCGCUCCUCUACGCCGGCCUCUUCCUCUUCGCCUACCUGCAGCUCUGGCUGCUCCUCUGCUACCGGGAGAAGCGGCUGAGCUACCGCGCCGCCUGCCUCUUCCUCUGCCUCCUCUGGGCAGCGCUGCGCACCGUCCUCUUCUCCUGCUACCUGCAGACUUUCCUUCUCCAGGGCGGCCAGCUCCGGCUGCAGCCGCUCCCCCACUGGCUUCUCUUCUGCCUGCCCGGCUGCCUCCUGUUCGCCGCCGGCUGCCUCCUCAAUCUCUACUUCGCAGAGGUUAUCUUCAAAGUCAAGUGUGCAGCUGAAUUCAACAAAUACAAGGCCUUUUUGUAUGUGGGCUCCAUACUUGCCAGCCUCCUCUUUGUCUUUGUGAACUUGACGUGCGCGUUGUUGGCCCGUGACGACGUACCAGAGGAUCAGCUGAAGUGGACAGUUUUCACCCGGGCUCUGAUCAAUGACAGCCUCUUCAUUCUCUGUGCCAUCUUGCUGGCAUGUUGCAUGUGCAAACUGUCCAAAAUGUCUUCAGCAAACAUUUACCUCGAGUCCAAGGGCACCUCUGUCUGCCAAGCGCUGCUUGUGGGCUGUGUCAUCGCCCUCCUGUACUCCUCAAGGGCUUUCUAUAACUUAGUGGCCGUGGCGAUCUCUCCGGACCGGGUGCCCAGUCCGUUCAACUAUGGCUGGGAUAACCUUUCGGAUAAGGUUCGAAGCGAAGAAGUCAGCAGCGAAGAGUAUGUGGUCUUUGGGGUUGUGCUGUUCCUCUGGGAGUUUGUCCCAAUUACAUUUCUGGUUCUGUUCUUCCGGGCGCAGAGGCUGGCACAGAACUUGGCCCCUGCUGGGAUGAUCAACAGCCACAGUUACAAUUCUCGUGCCUAUUUCUUUGACAAUCCAAGGCGGUAUGACAGCGAUGACGACCUUCCGAGGCUCGGUGGAGGAAGCUUGGCUACACCCCAGAACUCUGGCUGGUAUGGUUCUCUGACAGGGAGCGAUGACUGCGUCGUGAUCCCUCCUUUGGUUGCCCCUCCAAUGGAUGUUGCUCCGCUGCUCUUCACCCAUGGGAGCUUGGAGUCGAGAAGUCACCAGCACCUGAUGCCGCAGAACUGACCAUGGUGUAUCUCAUGGGGAGGGGUGUGUGUAAAGGGGUGGGGGACUCCAACAAGGGGUGGAGGAUAUAUCAACUUUCUGUUGGGUCCCCCAGUACCUAGAGUGGUUCCCAUGGGUAUUAUCAGAAAGGAACGGAACAGGCUCUGCACUUUGGGGUCUGCAGCCAACUGUUGCCAUGAUACCUGCAAUGAUGGAAGCCGAUUUGGUUAACUCAGCCGCUAGAAGUGUAUUAUUUCAGUGGAUCGGGCCUUCCAGAGGAUGCUGACUUGGCAGCUAAAAGCACCAGAGCUUCGGCUGAAGAGCUUGACUGUUGGACGGGUGGAUAUUUGCACUUUUAACUGAGCAUUUCCAAGGAACAGGCCUGAUUCCUCCUAGUUAUUUUCUUCAACAGCUUGGGAAGGCUGGUCUGGGUAAUGCUUAAUUGCACAUCUAUAGCUAGGAAAGUUAAGUCUUCCUGCAACGACUGGAGCAUCUCUACAUAUUUAAAGAUGGACACAUUGGGAGGGGAGGGGGUUGGAGAAUCUUUGCUUUCAAACUCUUUUUUUUUUUUUUUAGAGUUUUAAACUGGGGGAUCCAAAGAAAAUAAUGUUUAACCAUGUGGCACAAGUGUCAUAUUCUCACAAGGGUUAACUUGCAGUUACGCUUUACUAUCAAUCUCUUUAUUCCGGGACUAUCAAAGCAAAUCCUUAUUUUGCAUGCGUUGUGAAGCCCCUUGUGACUGACUACUUACGUUGAGCAUCAAGGUUUCAUUUUAAAAACUAAAACUUGGCUCAUACUGGGGGGAGCAGAGCUGGCGCACCGUGGUGUUCUACAGACAGAAUGGAACGAGGACUAGUUGCGUGCUUGCCUUGGAUACUGCAGAGGCAGCUGGCUGCUUGAUCUGGCCAGUUUUCUUGCAUGGUCCAGGAUGGAAUGGAGGCCCUUUGGGGUUGCUUAGCAACCAUUAAAGAGCAUUGUCCUUCGUAAUGGAGAAAACAGCCGCUUGGAACGUGAAACAGAGUUGGAGUAAAUAUUUCUCCUCCCCUCUGUUAAGAUGGAACCAGGCACUGAAGGAAGAAGGAUGUGAAGUAUAUUAAUGGACGCUUCUUUGGGAAGCCUUGCAGGUAGUGACAGUUCAUACCGCUGAGCAAGGCUGGGGUGUCUGUGUGGAGGCGUGCCUGUUUAUGAUGCACACAGGAGCCAGUCCUAGAGGCCCUGUCUAGAAUUUGGGAAAUUGUGAAGUCCCUCCAUUUUUUAAAUCUGUGCUGCGAACGUACAUUCUGGAGAAACAGGCUUAACUUCACAGAAAUAGCUUGUGAUAAAAGCUUCCUGGUGUUUUAGGGGCAGGUCUGUUUGUUCCUUGUGUUGAUAAGGGGCAUUCUGGUUACAACUGGAGGAAGGGGUGGAAGUCCUAAAGUAGGAACCAGGUUGGGGAAGGCUGUCCAAAUCUAGAAUUGGAAGGGGAAAUAGCAGUGUGGGUCUCCCCAGUGAUUGCAAGGCCUUUCAAAGCAGCAUUCUUAACAUUUCCCAUGCCAGCAUCUAACUGUGCUGUUUUCCUAUAUGGUAUCUUUUCUUGAUUUCCUUUUUUCCUUCUGGCUGUGUGGGGGUCCAAAAAGUGGUUCUGAUCUCUUGUGAUGGAAUUAGAGAUGUCCCUGUUGACUAGAACUGUUUGGAUCCAAAGUUGGGACUCUUUUAUUCCUCCUGUUACGGAAAUUCUGCUUCUUAGACAACCGGAGAAACCACCUGAGUUAUCCCCAAAUUAAUCUUGAAGUGUGCAUGUGGAACAUGACUUCAACAAGAAGGUGCUGAUUUUUAAACUUGAAUUGAAAUUGUCAGGUGACACAUGUUUUUGAAAGUGUCUGAACAAGUUUGGGUUCUGACAAUCUCUUAACCCCCCACACACACACACACAUGCAUGUUGCAUCUCACCCUUUUAGGCUCAGGUCAUGUGUUUGAGAGUAGCUGUUCGGUACAUCUUGAAGCCUGCUGGGUUGUGAGAUCUCCCUCCCAAAGUGAUGCUAAUGUGCCAGGAGGCUGCCGAGACAGACUCACUAUUUCCCCAUCUUCCUAACAUGGGACACGCAAAUUAAGAUGUUGUAGAAGUUUUCUCUGCACAGGGGGUGUAGUUCAAGAGUUUCUGCUACAUAGAUUUCUUAACUCAGGAUUUAAGUUUUGCAGCUCGGUUCAGAGGCUGUUUUGGAAGGUGUAUAAAUACUCAUCUCAAUAAGCGUACUCUUACUGCCCCUGAACAAAAGCAAUGUUUCCUUUAAGUUUCUCACUGAGCAGAAAUUCACAUGGAUCCAUAAGAGUUCGUGUAGAAACACUUCACGUGCAUGGAACAGUUUCACUUUUCAAACCACAAGUGUAUCUUGCUUCACCAGAACUAUUUAUCUCUGGACCUUUCAAGUCACAGGCUACUUUUGAUGCCCUAAGAAUGGGUUUGGAUCUGCUAUACAGUUGAGAGGGAAGUUAGUUGCGGGUCUUAAAUAUAUGUCAUGGUUCACCAGAUUUUGAACAGUCACUGUAUGUCUGCAAUUGCAUGUAAGUGCUGGUAAUGUUCAACAGUAGCUGUCUUGAGACGUAACAUAAAACCCUAGUUUAGUGUUACGGGAAGAAGCCUAGUGUUCCCACCCUGUGAGGCUUGUGCUCUAGUCCUCUGCCAUGACUGCAAAAAGAUUGUUUUUUUUUUUUUUAAAAAGUGAGAGCUUCCAGAGUUUAGCAUUGUCUGAACCCUAAAUUGUGGUUAAUCUUAACCAUGGUGUAUUAAAACAAGCCAGCUUAAUAAAUCAUAUUUUGAAGCUGGCUUAUUUCAACAUACAAUAGUCAAAGAUUAACAGCAGCUUGCUAUACAAUGGUUAAUCAAAAGCAGAAGCAAAAGCUUCCAAACACCACCUCAAGCUAUGCUGUCUGAGGAUGGGGAGAAGUACUUGUGCUGCUGUCUUGUUAUGCUAAACAAUGGUUUAGCGCUGUGGCUGGGCCAGUAUGGCCAUUUUUGCACUCACAAAUUAGUUGGUACUGACAUAUGAAAUUUGAGUCGUUAAAUUUCAAGCAUCCUCUUGAAAAAAACUAAUAUUGGUGUGGAUAUCCAGGUUUAUUUCUCCUAGCUUCAUAUAUGAAUUGGAGCCCCCGUAUUGACUGAUCCUUGAUGGGUGGUAAAAUUAGCCAUAGCUUCAAUUCUUAUCGAUGCUGCCCUCCUUCAUCCACCAAAGACAGACUGGGCUACUGUACCCUGCCCCCUGGCAUCUUGGCUUUUGCUUGUGAGUUUUGCAAUGCACUCGGAGCACUUUAUAAGUUGCGUUUCUUGGGUGGGGGAGGGAGGAGGGCAUUAUGUAAAGGGCUACAGGCUCCUUGUCCAACAUUUGCACUAAACUGCAUUGACUAAAGAUUAUCUUUCCCCUCAUCGGAGCCACAGCCAGCUGAGAGCGCACGUUGAGUUGCUUAAUGCACAACAGCGAGUAAGUGAUGACUUUUUAUUUAUGUGGAAGGCAAGUAUUUAAAUGCUGGAAUCCUGCCUGCGCCAAAGAGCACCCUCUGUUCUGCUGAAACAAUUUAUAUCUGAAUUCUCCUUUUGUACCCAGAAAUUGCCUUUGUCAGGGGUGGGGUGGGAGUGGGUUUCCCCGCUUUUCUUUUUGGUAGGGUCUGGUGGAUGCCAUUUGCCAUCUCUCCCUCCAGCACUGAACUGGCUGUGGCUAACAAAUGUACCUAAGUUAAAUUUCUCCACUCAAAACUGUAACGCUGUUCAUGUUUUUGAAAUAAAGAGGCUUGUUUUUAUCUUGUGA
Rhineura floridana is the source of this 5255-nucleotide messenger RNA. RefSeq names its product G protein-coupled receptor 137C (gene GPR137C). Bases 325 to 1497 code for a protein of 390 amino acids. Gene Ontology annotation, biological process: positive regulation of TORC1 signaling. The transcript is spliced from 7 exons. Lineage: Eukaryota; Metazoa; Chordata; Lepidosauria; Squamata; Rhineuridae. The record is from RefSeq and is a predicted model, not a curated record. Gene Ontology annotation, cellular component: lysosomal membrane.